AUGUGGAUUCUUCCUUUGCUCGGUUAUUCAGGGGUGGUCGUCGGAUUCGCCUUCCUGACCCUGGCUAUCGCCUCGGGGCUCUACUACCUCUCUGAGCUCGUUGAGGAGCACACUGUCCUUGCCCGAAAGCUCCUGAAUCGCUUGAUAUACUGUAUCAUUGCGGCUCAGGUAUUACUUGUCGUCUUCGACCACUUCCCCAUAUGGCUCUCUCUGCUCAGCAUCCUGUCUCACCUGGUCUAUGCCAGCAACUUGCGUCGGUUCCCCAUUGUGAAACUGUCGGAUCCUCUAUUUCUGCUGUCGUGCUUGCUAGUGGUUCUUAAUCAUUGGCUCUGGUUCCGCCAUUUCUCGAAACCCCCAGCCCCGACUCAACGAUCCGAAAAUAAUUGGCGCCAGCCGUAUCAAGUCAACUACGAGGAAAUCCCUUCUUUCUCUGAGGUGGCCUCGUACUUUGGCCUAUGUGUCUGGCUGGUCCCAUUUGCUCUCUUUGUGAGUUUGAGCGCGGGUGACAACGUUUUGCCCAGCAUGGGCUCCGAGUACGCAACCGGGGAGCAUGCCUCAGCUGGUUUAGGUCAGAGCCGCGACCCUUCGGGUGGAAAAGCGAAGAAUAAGGGCAUGGCGAAGGCAUUGGUGGACAAAGUACGAGAUUGGGCGCGGGAAAACGGCGAGCUGAUGGGAUUCUGGAAAGGCGAGCGAAGCAGGCGUUUUUAA
Molecule: messenger RNA, 708 nt
Organism: Penicillium maclennaniae
Lineage: Eukaryota; Fungi; Ascomycota; Eurotiomycetes; Eurotiales; Aspergillaceae
Exons: 2
Coding region: 1-708 (235 amino acids)
Biological process (GO): endoplasmic reticulum to Golgi vesicle-mediated transport
Cellular component (GO): endoplasmic reticulum membrane; COPII-coated ER to Golgi transport vesicle; Golgi membrane
Molecular function (GO): COPII receptor activity
Source: RefSeq, a predicted model, not a curated record